AAUUGAUAUUGUUUUGACCAAUUUUAAUGAAACUGAUCAAGAAUCAAAUUUACAAAUAAGUAAUUCGCAAGAUUUUUUUCCUUCCGUUUUUAACUUCGUGUCGCUUAAUCAGUACGACGUUUGUGGUUAUGUCCGUUUUCUGCUGCUAGUGUUGUUGGGAGAUGUGAUAUGAUUAAGCAAAAAUGGCCAUAAUUAAAUCGAUAUUUAGUGCUUUACUUGUGAUAAUAUUAGUAACAAAGUCUGCGUUCAGUUUGUACGAGGACCAAAUUGGAAAGUUCGACUGGAAGAAGGACCACAUCGGGAAAUUGAAGUUCGCCGAGUUCGAUUCGGUGAAGCGCGUAGUGAUCGCAACGGAGGAAAACGUCCUGGCCUCCCUGAACCUCAAGAAUGGUCAAAUUGUGUGGAGGCAACUGUUGGAGCACUCUGAUGUUCAUAGCAUCGAGCUGAUGCAUCUGGACACUGAGGUGAUCACAGUCUCUGGUAAUGGUAAUAUCUAUUAUGUUCGGGGUUGGGACCUGAACACUGGUGUGCUGCAAUAUGAAUGGAGCUUGUCCACAGAGAAGAGUGGAAAGUGGAUUGCUACGAAAACGCAUUUAAUCCAUGUUGUGGCAGUGGUCAACUCUCAUGUUGAGGUGACAAAGUAUGAGAUUAAGACAGGCAUGAACAAGGGUUCUAGUUCCAGGAUCUCAACUCCUUGGAUGACUAAUCUUGAGAUGUGCGUUCUAGCUGGUACACACUGGACUUGCAUUUCAAGUGAGAGCAGUGAAGAUGGUAAAAUAUACUCCAUUGAUCUUAAUGGUGAUAUGAACAAAAUUGUGGCCAAGUCACUGGAUCAUUUAAUAGGUGCAGCAAGUGGUGCUGUCAAAAUCAAAGAAUUUAAACAUUCCGAACCUGCCAUCCUAUUGGAAAGGAAUCAUGUACAUAGAUUAGUAUUAAUUGGAGAAAAUCCAACUGUUCUGCCUUAUUCCCUAGAGUCAAAUGUCAUUAGCCUCCCAGGUGGCGAGCAUAAUUCAAUUGUACAGAUGGAAGUGGUCCGUACUAGUGAAGAGAAGCCUUUGCAACUGAAGACAUUUGAUUUGGAAACUAAUGAUCAGAAAAUUAUACCUUUGGAGCCACCAUAUACAGCCGUCGCACCACAUUUAGUCAGUGGUAUAUGCAGAGGAUCCAACUGCAGAAUUGUGUACAAUAACGAUGAUAAUGCGAUUGUGCUGCUGCAGCUGCCUGCAGGUAAAGUCCAAUGGGUUAGGGAAGAAGCGUUGAGCGAAAUUGUUGCCUUGGAGUUUGUCGAUUUACCUUUGUCUGACUUGGAGGCGUCCAUUGAGCGCGAAUUCAAUGAAGCUUCGAGCGAUAUUUUCAGCAUGUUCAUGAACCGCUUGGUGAGCCAAACCCGACAGAUGACUACAUUAAUAACCGGUAAACCGACUGCGUCCGGUAACGUAUUGGUCAGAGAUAACUUCGGGUUGCACAAGUUGAUUGUUGUGGCCACGAAAGUUGGUAAAUUGUUUGCUUUGGAUACGAUAACCGGUGAGAUAAUUUGGUCGAGAUAUUUGAGAAAUAUAGCGCCGUUCGAUGUCAUUGACAAGAAGGUGAUGGUGCUGUAUCUGCAGAGGACGGCGCGUUACGCUCCUCUUUCUGCGGAAAUGACUCUGGUUGCGAAGCACAGCAUUGGAGGCGAAGGUGUCGUGUUCAAGUUCGAUCCGAUCACCGGAAAAUCGAUCGGUGGAAUUAACAUGCUGAACUUUAAGAUUAAGCAGGCGACGCUGCUGCCGUUCGAGGAUAAGACGCACGUGAAGGGGUUGAUUUUGUUGGCGGAGAAUAAUCAGAUCCACGUUUACCCGCCCAACGCGAAGAGCAUGCUGAAGGAUUACACCGGAACCAUGUUCCUGUACAACGCGGAUUCUGAGAAAUCCAUCUUGACUGGUUACACAUUGAUUUACGGAGAUGAAGAGAACCCUCAAGCUACGCCAACCUGGCAAUUGAAUUUGGCUGGUUCGAAAUUUGUUGCUUUAAGUAUGAGACCCAGCAUCGAACGCGUCCAUUCUCAAGGAAGGGUGUUGGCCGAUCGCUCCGUUUUCUACAAGUACGUGAAUCCUAAUUUGAUCGCUCUUGCGACUGUCUCUGACGAUGCUAUGCACAAACAUGUACUGAGCGUGUAUUUGGUCGAUGGCGUUACCGGAUUGGUGGUGUUUUCCGCCCAUCACAAACGUGCCAACGGUCCCGUCCACAUGGUGCACUCCGAGAACUGGAUCGUUUAUUCCUACUUCAGCGAGCGAUUCAGGAGGUACGAAAUGACGUCGGUGGAACUGUACGAGGGAGCUAAGCAGAGCAACAGCACCGCCUUCAGCUCGCACGCCCUCAGCCAACUACCACAUCCGGAGAGUUUAUCGUACAUAAUGCCCGCAACGCCCUUGGGUAUGACAACCACCCUCACCGAAAGAGGAAUCACCAACAAGCAUUUGCUCAUUGCGCUGAGUAACGGCGGUAUCUUGGAAUUGCCUUGGGCAUUCGUCGAGCCUAGAGGUCCUCAUCUGGCCUCCACCCCCGAGGAGGGUUACAUUCCGUACAUGCCGGAGAUCCCCAUUCACACGGAAAGUAUUAUUAACUAUAACCAAAGUCUGGCGAGGAUCAAGGGCAUACAGGUGUCUCCGGCGAAGUUGGAGAGCACCAGUCUAGUCAUUGCCUUUGGCUUGGACAUCUUCUACACGCGCGUCACCCCGUCCAAGACGUUCGACGUGCUGAAGGAGGACUUCGACCAUUGGCUCAUCAUCAUGGUUCUUGUGGGUCUCACCCUCGCUUCCUACGUGACCAAGAGACUUUCCAUCAGGAAAGCGCUCAAGCAGCAAUGGAAGUAAUCUUCAUACAUAAAUAGUGUAUUCAAUAUUUUCUGUUUACUAGUUCAAUUCAAAUCAUUGUAUUUAAUUUAUUUUGUAAUAAAUGGACACUCUGUGGGAACAUUUUGUACAAUGUUGUAAAAUUAAAACAAACAAAAAAAAAUAAUAAUUAAUUAUAAUAGUGAUGGCAUUUUCUUAGGUUUUCUUUU
Nicrophorus vespilloides is the source of this 3040-nucleotide messenger RNA. RefSeq names its product ER membrane protein complex subunit 1 (gene EMC1). Gene Ontology annotation, cellular component: EMC complex. The transcript has a single exon. NCBI's taxonomy places the organism in Eukaryota, Metazoa, Arthropoda, Insecta, Coleoptera, Silphidae. Bases 183 to 2852 code for a protein of 889 amino acids. Gene Ontology annotation, molecular function: protein binding. Gene Ontology annotation, biological process: protein folding in endoplasmic reticulum. The record is from RefSeq and is a predicted model, not a curated record.